Aphidius gifuensis is the source of this 4167-nucleotide messenger RNA. RefSeq lists its product as uncharacterized. The record is from RefSeq and is a predicted model, not a curated record. Bases 1 to 4164 code for a protein of 1387 amino acids. Lineage: Eukaryota; Metazoa; Arthropoda; Insecta; Hymenoptera; Braconidae. The transcript is spliced from 13 exons.
AUGUCGAAUAAACAAGAUGGAAUUCUUCUUCUUUUCGAUCGACCAGCAGAGCCAGUUUACGUUGGUAAAGGUGAUAGAAAUAUUUCCUUCAAUGUACCCUCUGCUUAUCUGCCAGAUAAAUAUCAACCCUUGGCAACAGAUAUAUUAAAUCGUUUUAAUGGAGAAAGUGAUGAAAGAAUAGAGGUCAAACAAAUAACUCUGCCAGAUUUAACAAUACCCUUAAAACUUGGUAGACGUGAUCAAUUUUCACUUUUUAUUCCAUCUCAUCGUAAAAUUGCUGGACGUUUAAUUGACAUAUUUCUUGGUAUGAGAACGUAUGAUGAUUUUUUAUCAGUUGCUGUUUAUUGUCGUGAUCGUCUCAAUCCAAAUAUGUUCAUAUAUUGUCUGUCAGUUGCAAUUCUUCAUCGUCCAGAUACCAAGGAUCUUCCAGUACCUCCUUUGUCUGAGGUAUUUCCUGACAAGUAUAUGGACGGUGCAAUAUUUUCAAGAGCCAAAGAAGAAGCAAAUGUUGUUGCAAUUGGUUCUCGGGAACCAAUUGAAAUUCCUCGUGACUAUACUGCAUCAGAUCGUGAUGAAGAGCAUAGAAUUGCAUACUGGCGUGAAGAUGUUGGAAUUAAUUUACAUCAUUGGCAUUGGCAUUUGGUAUAUCCAUUUGAGGGAACACCAACAAUUGUCAAUAAAGAUCGACGUGGUGAAUUAUUUUAUUUCAUGCAUCAACAAUUAAUGGCUAGAUACAAUGUUGAACGUUUGUGCAAUCGACUUGGUUUAGUUCAACGACUUACAAACUUACGUGAACCAAUACCUGAGGGCUAUUUUCCAAAAUUAAAUUCAUUGGUAGCAAGUAGAGGCUAUCCAUCACGUUCAUCUGGCUCUGUAUUGCGUGAUAUCAAUCGAGAUGUUGAUGAUUUAAGAUUUGAUCUUGAUGAUUUAAUUAGAUGGAGAGAUACAAUAAAUACUGCAAUACAAUCAGGAGCUGUUGUUAAUACACGAGGUGAAAGAAUAUUACUAACUGAAAAAGAAGGAAUUGAUAUACUUGGUAAUAUGAUUGAAGCAAGUACACUAUCACCAAAUCCAAAUGUUUAUGGUGAUUUGCAUAAUCUUGGACACGUUGCAAUAUCAUAUAUUCAUGAUCCUGAUCAUCGUUAUUUGGAAUCAUUUGGUGUUAUGGGUGACUCAGCAACAGCCAUGAGAGAUCCAAUUUUUUACAGAUGGCAUGCAUUUAUCAAUGACAUAUUUAUGAAGCAUAAAAAUCUUUUACCUUCUUAUGGACCACAACAGCUACAAUUUCCUGGAGUAGAAAUUUCUACUAUUCAAUUGGUUACACCAAAUCAAAGCGCUAAUUAUUUGACGACAUUUUGGAACAAGAGUGAUAUUGAUUUAUCAAGGGGUCUUGAUUUUAGUCCACGAGGAACAUUAUUAGCUAGAUUUACACAUUUAAAUCAUGCACCAUUUAAUUAUAGAAUAAAUGUUAAUAAUCUCAACAGAACUACAUUACAAGGAACAUGUAGAAUUUUCAUUGGACCAAAAGUUGAUGAACGUGGUUUACCAUUUGCUUUUGGUGCUCAAAAAAAUCUCAUGAUAGAAAUGGAUAAAUUCACUGUGACAAUUAAACCAGGAAGCAAUGUUAUUACAAGAAAGUCAAGUGAUUCAUCAGUGACAAUUCCAUUUGAAAGAACUUUUCGUAAUUUGGAUGCAGGUCGACCUGCUGAUGGAUCUGGUCUUGAAAAUUUUAAUUUCUGUGGUUGUGGAUGGCCUCAACAUAUGCUGGUACCAAAAGGAAGUAAAGAAGGAUAUCCAAUGAUAUUGUUUGUCAUGAUUUCGGACUUUAGAAAUGAUCUUGUUCAACAAGCAUCACCAGUUGGUUGUACUGAUGCUGUUACAUUUUGUGGUUUGAGAGAUAGAAAAUAUCCUGAUGCACGUAGCAUGGGUUUUCCAUUUGAUAGACGACCACAAGAUGGAAUAACAAGACUUGAACAAUUUAUAACUCCAAAUAUGAAAGCAGUUGAUAUUAACAUAAGAUUUAAUGAUACUGUUUUAGCAAAACCACGAGUUGACAAUACAUCAAGUGUAUUGACAUUUAUGACAACUAUUAAAAAAGAUAUUCUUCUUUUGUAUGAUAGACCAUGUGAGCCAGUCUAUGUGCCAAAAGGAGAUCAAAAUCUUUCUUUCAAUGUACCAAGUACAUAUCUGCCAGAUAGAUAUCAACCAAUGGCAGUUGAUAUAUUCAAUCGUUUUAAUGGCGAGAAUGAUAAUAAAAUAAAUAUCAAACAAAUUAAUUUGCCUGAUCUUAGAAUUCCCAUGAGACUUGGUAGACGUGAUAAUUUUUCUCUUUUUAUUCCAUUUCAUCGUAAAAUUGCUGGACGUUUAAUUGACAUAUUUGUUGGAAUGAAAACGUAUGAUGAUUUUUUGUCAGUUGCUGCUUACUCACGUGAUCGUCUCAAUCCCAACAUGUUUAUCUAUUGCCUGUCUGUUGCAAUUCUUCAUCGACCAGAUACCAAAAAUUUAACAAUACCAUCUUUGUGUGAGGUAUUUCCUGACAAGUAUCUAGAUGGUGCAAUAUUUUCAAGAGCUCGAGAAGAAGCUAAUCUUAUUCCAGCUGGUUCACGGGAACCAAUUGAAAUACCUCUCAACUAUACAGCUUCAGAUCGUGAUACUGAACAUCGUGUUGCUUAUUUCCGUGAAGAUAUUGGAGUUAAUUUGCAUCAUUGGCAUUGGCAUUUGGUUUAUCCAUUUGAAGCUUCAACAACUAUUGUCAACAAAGAUCGACGUGGUGAAUUAUUUUAUUUCAUGCAUCAACAAUUAAUGGCUAGAUACAACGUUGAACGUUUGUGUAAUCGUCUUGCAGUAGCUGAAAGAUUGGUAAAUUUACGUGAACAAAUACCCCAAGGUUAUUUUCCAAAGUUAGAUUCAUUGGUGGCAAGCAGACAAUUUCCAUCACGUCCACCUGGUUUAUAUUUACGUGAUAUUAAUAGAGAAGCUGAUAAUUUACAACUUAAUCUUUCUGAUAUGGAUACAUGGAGAGACAGAAUAUUUUCUUCUAUACAACAUGGUUUUGUUACAAAUUCACAAAAUCAACAAAUACCACUUACUGAAAAAGAUGGCAUUGAUAUACUGGGUAAUAUUAUUGAAGCAAGUACCAUUUCAAUUAAUCCAACUUAUUAUGGUGAUUUACAUAAUCUUGGACAUGUUGCUAUUGCUUAUCUUCAUGAUCCUGAUCAUCGUUAUUUGGAAUCAUUUGGUGUGAUGGGUGACUCAGCAACUGCCAUGAGAGAUCCACUUUUUUACAGAUGGCAUGCUUUUAUCAAUGACAUAUUUAUGGAACAUAAAAAUCUUUUACCUCCAUAUAAACCAGAACAACUUAAUUUCCGAGGUGUAGAAAUGGUUAAUGUACAAAUUGUUACUGCAAAUCAAGCUGUUAAUAAUUUAGUAACAUUUUGGAAUAAAAGUGAUGUUGAUCUUUCAAGAGGUCUUGAUUUUGCUCCUCGUGGACCAUUACUUGCAAGAUUUACACAUUUAAAUCAUGCACCAUUUAGUUAUAGAAUUCAAGUUAAUAAUCGAAACAGAACACCAUUAUUGGGAACAUGUAGAAUUUUCAUUGGACCUAAAUUUGAUGAAAAUGGUUUACCAUAUACAUUCCGUGCACAAAAAAGUCUUAUGAUUGAAAUGGAUAAAUUUACAGUGACACUCAAAAAUGGAAUAAAUGUCAUUGAAAGACAAUCAAAUGAUUCAUCAGUAACAAUUCCAUUUGAAAGAACUUUCCGUAAUUUAGAUAAAAAACGACCAACUGGAGGUUCUACUCUUGAAGAUUUUAAUUUUUGUGGAUGUGGAUGGCCUCAACAUAUGCUUGUACCAAGAGGAAAUACUGAUGGAUAUCCAAUGACAGUAUUUAUCAUGAUAUCUGAUUUUAGAAAUGAUGCAGUUGCACAAGCAUCACCAGUUGGAUGUGCUGAUGCUGUUAGCUAUUGUGGUUUACGAGAUAGAAAAUAUCCUGAUGCUCAAAGUAUGGGCUUUCCAUUUGAUCGUCCACCACCAAGAGGAGUUUUACAAAUUGGACAAUUUUUAACACCUAACAUGGCUGCAAUUGAUGUUGUCAUUAGAUUUACAAAUACUGUUGUUCCAAAACCACGUUCUAAAACAUCUGGCAAUGUCAUUAGUCUUACUUGAAUA